AUGUCUACCGCGCAGUCUCCAUUCGACGAAGCAUUCGAUACCUGGGUCAAAGAUGCAUUAGAAGAAUGGAAGGUGCCUGGACUAUCUAUCGCAGUUGUGCAUAAUGAAGAGACAUUCUCAAAGGUAAUGAACCCAGAUCAAACUUUCAGUCAGUUACUCCCUCAUAUGCUGACCACAUAUCAGGCAUACGGCAUCGCCGAAUUUCCCGACAGAAAGAUGACCACGGACACGAUAUUCCCAGCCGCAAGCACCACCAAGGCAUUCACUGCAGCGGCCACGUCAAUUGCAAUUCAAGAUAGCAAAGACACUCCAUCGCCAAUUGAUUGGGACACUCCAGUAUCAUCUGUCAUCCCAGAAGACUUUGUUCUAUCAGACGACUAUGCGACAAAGAACACUACUCUCGAAGAUGCCCUCUCUCAUCGAUCGGGCUUCCCCAGUCAUCCGUGGCCACUCACCUACGGCGAUAAAGAUACUACAGUUUCCGAUAUCGUUCGCUCGUACAGGCAUAUGCCGCUUUCGGCUCCCCCUCGGACUACAUUCCAAUACACUAAUCAUAUGUUCAUUGUCAUGGCGCAUUUGCUCGAAAAGCAGACUGGGGAGCCACUCGGCUCGUUCUUGAAAAAGCGCAUCUGGGAUCCUCUUGGUAUGAAAGAGACUUAUUUCUCUACCGAAGAGGCCAAGAAAGUUCCGUCGAGUGCAGCCAAGGUCGUCAAGGGGUACACAUGGAUCCCCGAGGAAACUGGCGGACAUUGGUUUGAAGAACCAGAGGCAAAUUGGAGGCCGAAUACGGGCGGCGGGGCGAUGGUCAGCAGUGUUCUAGAUUACUCGCGUUGGGUGCGCGAAUUGAUCUAUCGUACUGGGCCAUUAAAGGGCCACGACUCGCUGACCAAACCGCGGACCUUCCUUUUCGACGCUGGGGAUAUCAAUCUCCCCACGCCGUAUCACGCGUACGCCUUGGGCUGGUUUGUUGAUAACUACCGAGGCCAGCACCUUUAUGCGCAUUCAGGUGGUUGGCCUGGCUAUUCUUCCUUCGUGGCAUUCAUGCCAGAGAAGAAGUUUGGCUUUGCAAUUAUGGGAAACUCCAAUUCCGCCCGUUUUGUUCAUUUCAGGCUCGCUGUUCUUCUCAUGGAUAAGCUACUUGGGCCGGUUGAUGAUCCACUGCACGAUGAGAAAAUGAAAGAGUUCUAUGACCAGCAUGAGAAGGUCAAGGAGAGAGCUCUCAAGUACCAUCCUGAAGAUAUGGACGCUAUCAAGCGAAAGAUGUUUCCCUCUUUGGCUGAUCCUCCCGUUCCUCAUACUCUCCCACUUGAGAAGUAUGUCGGCACGUACAGGCACCCUACCGGCAACUGGGUUCCUGUCGUUCUAGGCGAGGAUGGGAAGCUGGGUAUUGAUGCAUCUCAUGGAGCUGUACCCGGUUAUUUGACUCUUACGCAUGCUAGCGGUGAAUUCUUUGUUGCGAAAAUGAAGUCUAGCAAUCUUGCUGAGAUGCAGCCCGCAGCUGCUGAAUUCUACAUUGACGUGUCGGGAGUCGUCAAGAAGAUCGGUCUGAGACUGGAGCCUGCGUUGAAAGAGGAGAAGAUCUGGUUUGAGCGGAGUGAAUCGUGA
Penicillium cataractarum is the source of this 1605-nucleotide messenger RNA. RefSeq lists its product as uncharacterized. The transcript has a single exon. Bases 1 to 1605 code for a protein of 534 amino acids. The record is from RefSeq and is a predicted model, not a curated record. Lineage: Eukaryota; Fungi; Ascomycota; Eurotiomycetes; Eurotiales; Aspergillaceae.